AUUGUGCUAAAGAUCCUCCUUCCUUAUUAUUUGAGCGAGGGCGUAAUAUUUCGUUAACACAUUUCAUGCGAAAUAUCUAAUGAUUCAGCGCAUGCGUAUGCACUCUCCUUUUUUUAUGUCUUUAUGAUAGUUUUAUUACCGUAACCAAGGGAACGAGUGAUCACACAUUUAUUUAAGGGAGAGACAGAAGUGACACAGAGAAACAAUCGUAAGCUUUCGUACCAAAUAGAAAUUAAAAUCGUACUUAGGGUUCAAAGUACACGUUCGUUCUUGAUUUAUGUUGACGGUACAGAGUUUUGUGGCAAAUGACACGUGUGCAUUUUAACAACAGUUAGUUGAUUUACUGUUUUACUUUACUCAUGUGCCAACCGAUUUCUGAAGAAGUCUAAACUUAAUUUGUUUUCACUUGAUAUUGAAUGGUGCUUGAAAGUUGAAAUUGAUAGUGAGAACUUGUUAUACUUAUACUAUAGUGGGUAUGGAAAUCAUAGGCCUAAUUCCAACACACCACAGAAAUUUGACAAAGUUACCGUUGGUUUCAAGCAUUUUGUGCCUAAUCCUGUUUAUUGGCAAUACUUGCUCUUUGGAUGGAGAGGAGAUCUUGGAUGAAAGCAAGGAUGGUCCCUCAGCUACAGCCGAAGAAAUUAGAAGAAAAUGGGGAGCAGUGGACAUUGUGAGAGACUUGGACCACAUACGAGAAGAUGUAAGUAAAGUUAUGAAACUUCAAGAAACAGGAGUUAUUUCAUCAAAUGAGGCUUUAUUUUAUUUUUUUCGGCUUCAUGAUGUGGAUAAUAAUGACAAACUAGACGGUUUAGAACUUCUGGCUGCCAUUAAUCACGUGGUUGAUGACGAAGUUGAUGAUUACCUAACAGAAAUACCAAUUUCCAACGACAUUCCAACAUCUCGCUCAGAACAAGAAAAAUGGAACGCAAAGUUCGAUGAAGAUUCAGUUUUCAUCGAUAAAAUAUUGCAAGAAGAUGAUCUCGACAAAGACGGAUUUUUGACGUAUUCGGAGUUUGUUUCAGGUAGAUUAAGAGACAUUUCAGCUUAAAUAGGCUCACUCCAAACUCAUGUCUUACCUGGAUUAGCCCUAUAUUUG
Limulus polyphemus (Atlantic horseshoe crab) is the source of this 1096-nucleotide messenger RNA. Its product is annotated as multiple coagulation factor deficiency protein 2 homolog. The record is from RefSeq and is a predicted model, not a curated record. NCBI's taxonomy places the organism in Eukaryota, Metazoa, Arthropoda, Merostomata, Xiphosura, Limulidae. Gene Ontology annotation, molecular function: calcium ion binding. The transcript is spliced from 5 exons. The coding region runs from base 476 to 1048 and encodes 190 amino acids.